GACUUCUUCUGCAAAAUAUGUAUGCUGUGUAUUAAUACGCUUAGGAAUACAUCCAUAUAUUUCAGGUUUGCAAUACUAGGUUCUUUACUAAGUAAUCAGCAAAAUGUAAUAAAUCUCACCAAUUACCAUGAGUUGCUGCAAGUGAUAUCAACUGUAUUAAACAUUUCUUCGAAUGCGAUGACUUGGCGCAGUAUACGCCGAAGUUUGAUAGCAAUUUUAUUUUUUGAAAAGGAGCAGAUUUCAAGCCUCAAUAAAGUUUAUGUCAGUGAUUGUACGGAGACAUGGAACAAAAUUGUAAAUUUCUUAAUUUCCGAGUCAUCUGAGAACAAUAUUAUUAUAAUGGAAAAACAACUACUUUUGCAAGCUUUAAUAAAGCAUGGCAAGCUAUCGUCAGAAGCGAGUAACAAUUUAAUCCAAUCUAUUAUAACUAAUAGCAUUCUGAGGCGUGCCGAAGCGUUUGAAACUAUACGUCAAAUUUUAAUAAAUUCUGAUAUUUGUGGAGUGGACAAAAAUUCCAGCACCAUUGAAAGGAUUAUAAAUUGGGCCUAUGAGGUAAACGAUAAAAUCAAUGCCAGGAGCAUGUUACUUAAUAUCGCCCCAGUCAACAUUACGCUGAUAAACGACACAUGCGCGAUUGCAGUUAUAAAUUUCCUAGAUGAGCAGCAAAUAUUUUCAUCGACCGCUUAUCGAGAUGAAAUACAAAGACAAUCGUAUGAUCUAAACAUGCUUCAAUACAAAUACAACAUAAAAUUUGUUUGCCUGGAGGACCACGGAAAAAUUUUGAAUUCAAUAUCGAAAUUGGCCCACCCAAUGAACGCGUUGUCCAAAUCAUUGAAUAAUUGUUUGUUUCAGAAUACUUAUGAAUUACUGAUGCGUACAGUAAAUUUGGAAAUUUCAAAAGAAACCUCCUGUGCCAGUAUUAUUUCAGACCUGACAUCCUUGUAUAAAUUAGCAGACUUGUCGAAAGCGUUGCUGUACUAUAAAGUGUUUACAAAAGAAAAUUUAGCACAGUGUCCACUAAUUAAGCGUGUUGGAUUUUUCCUUAGCCAUAUGGAGUUUCAAUUGAAAAGCAAUGAUCCCCGAAUUAUAGAACAAACAGAAUUAUUGGAAAUUCUGCAACAUUUAGAAGCGUUUAUAAAAGCUUUUACUUCCAGUCAGGUAUUGAUACAGUUUUUAGAGACACAGCCGCUAGAGGAACUGGUUAACUUUUUGGGAGCAAGUUUACUGCAUAGCGCUUCUCAGCACCAGCGAAGUAAAAGCAGCGACUGGGCCGAUGUUCGUUUUACAUCGCUGCGUAUUCUCGCUGAACUAUGUGCUAGUAAUACUCACCAAAAAGAUGCCUUCCAUCAUAUAUGCCGAUAUGUAUUCAACAUUCGUAACGAUUUAGAUAUUCUUCUCCCACUCAUAAAAAUAUUUUGUACUCAAAAAAGUAAGUGCGAGGCCGAAAACUGUCAGAUAGGUGUAUGGUUCGUAGACAAAUUAAAACUAAUUUUCCGAUUGUACCACAUGGACCACAAAAUCAUUGAUACGCUAGUUGAAAUGCUCCCAGAAAUCUUCGAGUAUGUGUACUCAAAUACUGAGCUUUUAGAAAAUAUGUUCGUAGCGUUAACAUCUUUACUUAAAAUCGCUUACAAAAAGAACUAUUCUACAAAAAUAGCGAGCAAUUUGAUGAAAACUGUUCGACUGAUCUCACGGCAUUGCGAUGGAAUCUGGACAAAAGAAGGAUUUAGAAAUAUUUGCAAAUCUGUGAUAAAGUUUUUGUCCUUUCCAUCUCUCCGAAUUCAAUUUUCUGUGAUAAGCACAAUAACAUCACUAAUGGAUGCCAAUUGGCUGAAGAGUACAACAUCAUCAUUUUAUAUUCAGGAGCAUCACAAAAUGUGUCAGGAGCUUUUCGCUGUCAUAAACUGGAAAAAUUUAACAGACUCCACCACAGAUCUGGCACAAAAUCGAAGUUCAGUAGUAAUGCAGCUCUUAGUGGCUCUUAUUGCCUUCAGCUCCUAUUAUCAAGAAAAUGCCUUAAAGGAGUUGGCAAAUUUGUAUGCUUCAAAGAAACUAACAGAAGCCGACUUGAACGAGUUUACACAAGUUUGUGAUUUUUUUGGCUGUUCGCGAUCGCAGUUGACAAAGCCGUAUAUUAAUAGCUUAAUAACAGCUUGGAUAGCUAAUAAUUGGCCAAUUUUUAAAUUUCCAUUUUUUCUAUGUUAUGCAAGCAAAGACGAAUUCAUUAUGCAAAAUAUUGCGAUGAUUGCGGCGUGUACUCUGUUAUAUGUCGCAAAGGCCGAUUUCAAGAAACUAAACAAAUAUGCAACGGACGAAGAAAUUUUGAAGUGUGCUUUUCCCAUAUUGCAAGCGUUUUUGUUACCACAGAGAGCAAUGUGUCCGGAGGCACAAACCGAAAAGUACAAAAAGUACCUCAGUAUAUUAAACGAAAACGCGAAUCAACUGGGGAUAGAUUUGCACCAAUCAAGAGGAAUUGAUUCCAAUAUUAAUUGGGAAACAAUAUACUGUUGCUACAGUCUUCUAAAGGUAGAUGGACCGCCAUCAGCACCUUUUGAAUUUCCAAGUUUACAUAGCACAUCAUCGUGGUAUAACCUAAGUUACCAAUCCCUACAACAAUGCCUUAGCUUAUAUUUGGUUGGUCAGAACGUUGGUGGCGAGUACGAUGCGAAAGCGUUAUUCGCUCCCCUUUGCAAAUACCCGCUUAAGUUUUUAAAAGUACUUGGUGCUAUUAAAGCAGAUUUAUAUUCUUGUAUAUUUUCAAAUGAGAAACUGUUACAUUUUUAUAAAUAUUGCAUAGCAGUUGAUGCGGCUAUUGACUCCAUUCCAACAACACGCAUGACUUCUAAAAGAAAUAAAAUUAUUGGGGAGUACUUUGUUCGUGAUGCGAUAUUAUUUAUCACUCAGUUUCUUCAAAAAGUUGAAUAUACGGAAUUACACAAAGCGGGCCUUUUUUAUUUGCACCACCUCUUUGGGAAGCCGUUUCUAUCUGUUGACGAAGGUAGAAAUGUAAUGAGUGUUCAUUUGAAUGAAAUUACAAAGUGCCUAUUAGCCAUCACCCAUAAAAACGGUGAUUAUGAAAAGACAAAGUUAUCAAUGAAAUUGCUACAUCGGCUGAUUAAUGAAUUUGGUGAAAAAGCAAUGGUUUUCGAUCAACUUCCUGAUACACAAAAUUUAAUUGAAUAUUGUGACAUUCUAAAAACCCAACCAGCAUCACCCACCAAUAUUAAAGAUCUGUUUAAAAUUCUGGAAUCAUCCAUGCUAAUCCAAAAAUGCGGCAAUGGCACUUUGGGCACAAUUCAGCAAUAUAUAGCCAAACAUAAAACAGAACUGUGCGUCGAAGGUAUGCUCUUCUCUGAUCUGAUUCGCCGACUUCUUGAAGUGGCCUGCAAUGCUGAAAAUACAAAUUUACGUCUACAGGCUGCUAAGUGUCUUGGAGAAAUAGGCUCCCUUGAAAUAGCGGAUGAAACUUAUUAUUUUGAAACACAUUCUUCAUUUUAUGAUAACGUUGGAAGCCAAGUGGACAGAAUCGAACUCUUCUCUAUAUGUCUUGCAAAAAUAUUAGACAAAACCUUAAUGCAGUUCGAUUCGAACACAUACGAAGCCACGUUCGAGGUAGCAACUCAGUUAAUGAAUACAAAAUUCGCUAAACCGAUUUGUGAAAUCUAUCCUUAUCUGGAAAUUUUUGAAAGUAGCACCAAAACUAAGCCUGAGUGGGAUCCACGCGUUAGCGUCGUUUCCAUAGACUGGUUAUCCAUUGUGAACUCAACGGAACUGCUAGUUUGGAAUGAGUGGAUUUGUCGAUUUGUUAGUAAGGCUUUCGAUUUUUGCGGCUGGAAAGCACUGCGCGUCUUAGCGUCACAAGAUAUAUAUUUUGCAAACGAAAUACUACUACCCUUUAUUACUCUGCUAAUGUCACAUAAGGAACAUCACUUGAAUAGUCUUAUGCUAAUGCUCGAACAUUAUUUCAAAGAGCUGCAUUUGGUUCUUGAUAAAAGCGUGCGUCGCGAUCAGAUGAAUAUCCAAGAUAUUUAUAGAGAUAAACGAAUAAUAAAGAUAUUUCUAAACAUAUGUGAAUGUAUUCGUUUACACAAUAAAAGCUCCGUUCCAAUGAAUUUGCUGCUUGUAGCUCGAGCUAGUAAUCAUUGCCAGGUAUAUUUUAUGACAAUUAUUUACACAGAGUUAUGGGCCUUAUCGGAAUUUAACUCGGACAAGCAGAUAAAAUUGGAAGAGAGUUUGAGAAAUUCAGCAUUCCAGGAAAUUGCCACCAAGGCAUAUAAAUCUAUCGGUUGCUAUGAUGCCAUUUCUGGAUUUCUCUCUCCUCUACAAUCUCGGCUUGAAUUUCUUAAUUUAAACAACAAUUGGUCCGAAAUGCUACUUCAAAACUCGUUCACAAAUCCAGUCACAAAUAGCUUGUGUAAUUCAGCAUUAAAAAGAAACGGAAUUCUAAGUCUUUCUGACCUGGGUAAUAAAAACAUUGACAAUUCUAAUGACUAUGAAGUGUGCUGGCGACUUUGUCAAUGGGAUGUCCCUGUGGAGGGCCAUUUGAAAGUGAAUAUUGAAAAUGAUCCAGACCUGGAAUUUGAAAAGCACCAUUUCAAUGCUUUGAAGUGUCUAUAUAAUCGUGAGCAACAGAACUGUUUAGCGGCGAUUGAAAACUCGCGGCAAUGCGUAAUUAAUAGUUUAAUGGGGAUAAGCACUGAAUGUCUUCAAAGUGUUUACAAAUAUCUCACAUGGCUACACGUACUUCAGCAGACCGAGGACUUCUGUCAAGUUCAAUUUACACCUGAAGUAGAUAUUAAAUCGAUUUUUGCAAAAUGGCAGGUGGAAAACCAGCAGAAAUAUGGGAGUUUCAAUUGUAAAGAGCUUGUACUAUCCCACCAAAUUACUUUGUUUAAAACAGCAGGUGUGCGUGGGCAAAGAAGAGUAAUAGAUUAUUUCAAGUAUAAUCCAAUUGAAACGCAUCUUCUAAACGUUGUUAAGGAGUGCAAAAAAUCUGGAGAAAUAAAUUUGGCGAAACGUAAUAUAAUAUCGCUUCGGGACAUAGAGAUCACAAAUGAACACGUUAAGCUGAAUGUAUUACUGGAGGAUGCGGAAAUUUGUUUCCGCUGUGGGAACAUAGAAAUUACGGAAGCCUUGUUGAAGCAUGCCUUAACGCAUAAGGAACUAGGGGCUUGUCCUCAACAAGCGAGGGCACUUAGAAUGUACGGAGAGUUUCUAUUGGAAUCGAAUUCGCAAAGUUUCGAAUAUGUUCUGGAAAAAAUGUUCAACAGAUCUAUAGUUUACUUGGAAAAGAUAUUCAAAUCUCAAAAAUAUAAUGAUAAUGAUGACUUAAGUUUUCUAUAUUUGGAAGAUCUUAAACCCGCUGCCUUUGAAAGGGAAAACAAAAAAGAGGCCUAUCAAAUAAUCGCUAAAUAUGCCGAUCGGGAAUAUGUGCAAUCGAAUAUGUAUGUUAAUUCCGAAGAGUUUAAACUGAAGUGCCAAAUUAUACAGGAAAAUAGACAAGCAGCCGAUUCUAUCGGCAGACAAAAUAAAGAUCGCGACAUUAACCAUGGCGUAAUCAUAAUGAAAAAGUAUGCCAAUUUAGAUGAAACCGAAGUAAAAUUUAUCGAAGAGAAGCGCACCAACAACCUUUGUAUUUCCGUUAAGAAUUAUAUGAAAUUUUGUGAAAUUGACACUGGAUUUUCAAAUGCAGCUAUCUAUAGAAUCAUUGGGCUAUGGUUUGCAAAUAAGCAAGAUCAAGCGCUGCACAAGGAAAUUAAAGAUAGUAUUGGCAUAAUUCCAUCUUAUAAAUUUAUUUGCGCUUUGAAUCAAAUUACCGCCAGGCUAAACUCAAAGCAUGACGAUUUCAUAUCCAUCAUUAAAGAGGUUUUGGUGAAGUGCUUACAAGAUCACCCACACCACACACUUUAUCAGCUCUAUCCUUUAAUAUUUGACGACACAGGAAACAAAGGUAAUAAGACUCGAUCUAAUAUCGCAGCGGACAUUAUAACAAGAGGACGAAACACAUUGAACGCGCAGUGCGCAAAGCAGUUUGCAUUGGUGUUUCCCGCUUUAAUUCAGUUCGCAAGUGCUGACCCCGAAAAAAAUUCAUCUAUGGCGUUAUCAGACAAAUUGAAAAAGCUUAAACAUUUAGAAGCAGUCCAUUGCCCCACCAUUGAACUUCCAGUGUUGCCAAGCAAGGACUACCGAAUAACAAGCAUCGUUAAGUGGGACGAACGUGUAUCUUUGGUAGGAGGUAUCAAUGCUCCUAAAAAGCUUAUCUGUUUGUGUUCUGAUGGAAAAACACGUCCACAGCUGUUAAAAGGUCGAGAUGACUUACGGCAAGACGCAGUUAUGCAGCAGUACUUUUCACUUAUAAACACUCUUCUCUGCUGUGAUCCUAAAACAAGUGAACGUAAAAUUAGCAUUCGAACCUAUAAAGUUGUACCUCUUUCAAUGCGGAGCGGAAUAUUGGAGUGGUGUGAGAAUACCGUACCUAUCGGUGUGUAUUUGGGUAGUGGAAGUGACAAAGUUGGUGCGCAUAAAAAAUAUCGACCUGCCGAUAUCUCACCAUACAAAUGCCGUCAAUUAUCCAUGCAACAUCUCAAAUCUGACUUGCAAAAGCGUUUGUUGGUUUACGAACAAAUUUGCGCACAAAUCAAGCCUGUUUUCCACUAUUUUCUGCUUGAAAAAUUUGGAGUUCCAGGAGUUUGGUUUGAACGUAGACUAGCUUACACAAACAGUAUGGCUGCAAAUUCAAUGGUUGGCUUCAUAGUUGGUCUUGGCGAUCGGCAUACGCAAAAUAUACUUAUUGAUGAGAAAACAGCUGAAGUAAUUCACAUUGAUUUCGGGAUCGCGUUUGAACAGGGGAAAAUAAUGCCAACUCCAGAAACUGUACCAUUUCGCCUUACUCGCGAUAUGAUUGCACCCAUGGGUGUUUGCGAAACAGGUGGAGUUUUCAAGAAAGCAUGUCAAACAACACUAGAAGUUUUACGAAAAAAUCAAUCCGCUAUUAUUACAAUACUUGAGGUUUUGCUUUAUGAUCCGUUAUAUAUUUGGAAUGUAGUACCUUCAACGGUUAGCGCUAAAGAUGAUGAGAAAAACUUAACCGCCCAGCGUGCUCUUCUAUGUGUGCAACACAAGUUGGAAGGAAGGUUAAGUAACAUAACCAGUACAGUCAAUACGGAUGUGCAAGUUCAAAGGUUAAUAAAUGAUGCAGUCUCCAAACAUAAUCUAUGCCGUCUUUAUCCAGGUUGGGAUCCAUAUUUAUAACUACCGAAUGCCCAAUUGCCACAUUGCUAAUCGUUGUUAUCCUUUUAAAUUAUAUUUUCCAUAAAAAUAAAGUUGUUUAUACUUUAAUACUAAUAUUAAA
Molecule: messenger RNA, 7351 nt
Organism: Rhagoletis pomonella (apple maggot)
Lineage: Eukaryota; Metazoa; Arthropoda; Insecta; Diptera; Tephritidae
Gene: tefu
Product: serine/threonine-protein kinase ATM
Exons: 26
Coding region: 22-7251 (2409 amino acids)
Biological process (GO): DNA repair
Molecular function (GO): protein binding; protein serine/threonine kinase activity
Source: RefSeq, a predicted model, not a curated record